This is a messenger RNA of Fundulus heteroclitus (mummichog), 2291 nucleotides long. RefSeq names its product cholinergic receptor nicotinic beta 3 subunit a (gene chrnb3a). Gene Ontology annotation, biological process: signal transduction; monoatomic ion transmembrane transport; regulation of membrane potential. The coding region runs from base 428 to 1852 and encodes 474 amino acids. Gene Ontology annotation, cellular component: synapse; neuron projection; postsynaptic membrane. NCBI's taxonomy places the organism in Eukaryota, Metazoa, Chordata, Actinopteri, Cyprinodontiformes, Fundulidae. The record is from RefSeq and is a predicted model, not a curated record. The transcript has 8 exons. Gene Ontology annotation, molecular function: acetylcholine-gated monoatomic cation-selective channel activity; transmembrane signaling receptor activity.
AUAAUCACCUAAGAUGUAACUUUUAAAGUGAUCACCUCAAAUGUAGCCUCUCAGUUUGGUUCAUUUCUUUACACGUUGAUGUAAAGCAUUUCCCUGUGGUAUCCGGCGCAGAUGUGUCCUCCCUCCAAUCCCAGUGACGGGUCUGUCCCGCCCUCAGCCCUCCGGCUCCGGAGCUCCUCGCAGCCGGACCCACACGCUGGAGAAACUGCGGAGAAGCACAGCGGGUUACGUAGAACCGGAAGGACGGACCAGCGCGAUCUUCACAGCGGGAAGGUGGGGCGCGUUGUGCACAGCCACCAACAAGCUGCCGCCCUUCAUCAUUUAUCAUUUAAAGCGGCGGGGGGUGUACCUGGGGCUCCCACAUGGCUGCUGAGGAGACGCAGAACGGCAGAACAUUCUGAUCCUAUCGCCGAAGACGGGACAAAGCAUGAAGUUUGCGGCCGCGGUGCUGUGGGUCUCUCUGGCUCUUGGGGAAGCUGCUGCGCAAGACCAGGAGGACUUUGUGUCACUGGCUGAGCUGGAAGAUUCCUUGCUGAAAAACCUCUUCAAAGGUUAUCAGAAGUGGGUGCGGCCUGUCGGGCAUGCCAAUGACACCAUAACUGUACGCUUUGGAUUGAAGAUCUCACAGCUGGUCGAUGUGGAUGAAAAAAACCAGCUGAUGACUACAAAUGUCUGGCUCUGGCAGGAGUGGACUGAUGUGAAGCUGAGGUGGAACCCAGAGGACUACGGGGGCAUUACGUCUAUCAGAGUGCCAUCAGAGACCAUAUGGCUGCCUGACAUUGUUCUUUAUGAAAAUGCUGAUGGCCGCUUUGAAGGUUCUUUGAUGACUAAAGCCAUAGUUCGCUGGGAUGGCACUAUAACAUGGACUCCCCCGGCCAGUUAUAAAUCCUCCUGCACCAUGGACGUCACCUUCUUCCCCUUUGACCGACAGAACUGCUCCAUGAAAUUUGGCUCAUGGACCUACGAUGGGCACAUGGUGGACCUGGUCCUUGUGGACCACUGUGUGGAUCGUAAAGACUUCUUUGAUAACGGGGAAUGGGAGAUCCUCAACGCCACGGGAAUGAAAGGAAGCAGGAGGGAUGGGAUGUACUGGUACCCAUUUAUCACCUACUCUUUCAUCCUCAAAAGGCUGCCCCUGUUCUACACUCUCUUCCUCAUCAUCCCGUGCCUCGGCCUGUCCUUUCUAACGGUGCUGGUCUUUUAUUUGCCAUCAGACGAGGGAGAAAAGCUGUCCCUCUCCACGUCAGUGCUGGUGUCACUCACUGUAUUCCUUUUGGUGAUAGAGGAAAUCAUCCCUUCAUCUUCAAAGGUGAUCCCACUUAUCGGAGAGUACCUCCUCUUCAUCAUGAUCUUCGUCACCUUUUCGAUCAUUGUCACAGUUUUUGUGAUUAAUGUUCAUCAUCGCUCCUCUACCACCUACCACCCCAUGGCUCCCUGGGUAAAAACCCUGUUUCUACAGAGACUGCCCAAGCUGCUCUGUAUGAGGGGCCACACUGACAGAUAUCACUUCCCAGAUAUCGAGAUGCGAAGCCCGGAGCUGAAGCACCGCCGGGGCGCGGGGAGGAGGGCUGUCCCUGGUCACGGUGGAAACCAGCAGAGAGGAGCCUUCGGAGGGAAGGAGGAUGAGAAGCAAGCGUGGUUGGCAAUGCUGGAGAAAGCCACGAGCUCAGUUCGCUACAUCAGCCGUCACAUCAGGAAGGAGCACUUCAUACGGGAGGUUGUCCAGGACUGGAAAUUUGUGGCUCAGGUGUUGGACAGGAUUUUUCUGUGGGCCUUCCUCACAGUGUCAAUCCUCGGAACUGUUUUAAUCUUCACACCUGCUCUGCGGAUGUAUCUUAGCGCACCUUCGUAAACUCAACCUCACAACAAAAAAAACAACUUUUUCCUGUCAGGCUCUUCGAUUUAUUCAAUACGUUAUUACUGUAUAUUUCUAUUGUAUAAAAUAACCCAAAACCUCAGGCUCCAAGCUUCCCAUUCCUAGCAGUAUGGUUUGCGGCCUCGAAUGACUCCUGGAAGCUGUCAUGUCAGAAAUUCAACCUGUCCUUUAUUCCAAGCUGCAUGUUCAGGGGUAUGAAGACGUAAGAGCAAUAAACAGGUUCAGUUAGUGUGAAUGAGCUAAGCAUCUAUGUUUCAAUGACUGUAAUAUUGCAGUUGUAAAUGCAAUAAAAGGCACAAAUAUCACUUCAUAACGGAUUAAUUAUUUUGUUCGUUACAUGCACUUUGCUCUCAACCCAUUUGUAUCACUGUCUGUAUUUUCUGCACAAUGAUCCGAUUAAAACUAUAAAUCUGGA